Molecule: messenger RNA, 513 nt
Organism: Penicillium salamii
Lineage: Eukaryota; Fungi; Ascomycota; Eurotiomycetes; Eurotiales; Aspergillaceae
Source: the annotation of a GenBank genome assembly
AUGAGCAACAUAAUGAUCCGCAAAUUUCUCGAAGACGACGCCAUAGAAUACGAUGCGCCAAUCACCUCGCAUGAGACCGAUUGCGACGAAUAUCCCCGAGAAGAAUACUGUUUCUUCUACGGGACCCUACAAGACCUAGACAGACUAUCUCUAGUCUUGGGGACUGCAAACCCACCCCCUAUGCGCCGUGCCAGAGUGACUGGCUAUGAAAUCAAGCUCUGGGGCCCAUAUCCUGCUACGGCCGACAAAAAACUGAGCUCGGUGAAUGGUAUGGUGUGUGGUCUCUUGUCGCCGAUACAACUUGAUCUCCUCGCCGCCUACGAAACAGAAGAAUACAAACUGAGGUCGUGCUUGAUCGAUAUUCUCAACGACGACGACAGUGUUGAAAGAACUAUCGAGGGUGUUAUAUUUACGUGGGCUGGACAGCCUGAGGAGCUUCGGGAGGGCACGUUUGAUCUGAAGCAAUGGAAAAAAGACCAAGAACUGCGGGAAUUGGAGUUGGAGUUCGCGUAA